UUGCCAUUUUACGCCAAUAAGUAGGGCAGUCGCUCUCCUGGGACACUUACUCUUUCCCAGAGUUCUCGCUCGCCCGAUUCCGAUAACAACGGCCUAGUGUUCGUUCGCCGUCCCUCAAGAUGGCCGACUACGCGACUCAGCAGUACAGCAACUUCGAGGGCUACGAGGAUGACGACCAGUACGAGACUGGGAACGGGCUUGACGACGUCGGCCUGGCGGACGAGAAUGCCAUCACACCCGAGGACUGCUGGGAGGUCAUCGCGGCGUAUUUCGACUCCAAAGGCCUCGUCUCUCAGCAGAUCGAUUCCUUUGACGAAUUCACGUCCACCACAAUCCAGUCGCUCGUCGACGAGUAUGCCGACUUGACCCUCGACCAUCCGAAUCCGGGCGACGAUGCCGGCCGAGACAUUGCAAUGCGGAGAUAUGAUAUCCACUUUGAUAACGUGCUCAUCUCGAAGCCGACGCUCACAGAGGCCACCGGCGAAACGACCAGUCUCCUCCCCUAUGAGUGCCGCGACCGCAAUUUGACGUAUUCUGCGCCAAUGUACUGUCGAGUCAUGAAGCGUGCCCGUGUAGCGAUCAAUGAGGAAGUGCCCUUGAAGGACAUGGAUGAGGAGCAGCAAGAAUACAUGGCGCGCACCGGCGAGGUGCCCAAGAUCAUCCGCUGGGAAGAGGAAGACACGGGGCCGUCAGAGGGCGCCAAGGGAGAUGACCAGAAGGGCGACCUGAUCUUCCUCGGCAAACUGCCCGUCAUGGUCAAGUCGCAGGUCUGCCAUCUGCACGGUGAAGACGAGGAGUCUCUUUUCCUGCUCAACGAGUGUCCGUAUGACCAGGGCGGAUACUUCAUCAUUAACGGCAGCGAGAAAGUCCUUAUCGCCCAGGAGCGCUCUGCCGCCAACAUUGUUCAGGUGUUCAAGAAGCCUCCAGGAGGCAGCGUCUCGUACCAGGCCGAGAUCCGCUCCGCGCUGGAAAAGGGUUCGCGGCUCAUUUCGUCUCUGCAGAUGAAGCUACACACCAAGGGUUCUCCGGAAAAGGGUAGGCUGCCAAACACUGUCAGCGUCACGCUCCCGUACGUGCGCGAAGACGUGUCGCUCGCCAUCGUUUUCCGUGCUCUCGGCAUUGUGUCCGAUGAAGACAUCCUCAACCACAUCUGUUACGACCGGACAGAUACCCAGAUGCUUGAGGCUCUGCGGCCCUGUAUCGAGGAGGCUUUCUGCAUCCAGGAUCGCGAGAUCGCCCUUGAUUUCAUUGGCAAGCGUGGCAACGGCAACGCCGGCCAGAACCGCGUCAACCGUGUCCGGGCUGCAAAGGAGCUGCUCCAGAAGGAGAUGCUGCCCCACAUCUCGCAGACCGAGGGUUGCGAGACGAGAAAGGCCUUCUUCCUGGGCUACAUGGUGCACAAGCUUCUUCAGUGCGCGCUCGGUCGUCGGGACCCUGACGACCGUGAUCACUUUGGCAAGAAGAGGCUGGAUCUCGCCGGCCCCUUGUUGGCCAAGCUGUUCCGUGGCGUCAUCAGGCGCAUGACCCAGGACCUGAUGUCGUACAUGAAGCGCUGCAUCGACACCAACAAGAACUUCUCCUUGGCGCUGGGCAUCAAGCACUCGACCCUCACCAACGGUCUCAAGUACUCGCUUGCCACGGGCAACUGGGGCGACCAGAAGAAGGCAAUGAGCUCGACGGCCGGUGUGUCCCAGGUAUUGAACCGCUACACCUUCGCCUCGACGCUCUCGCAUCUGCGGCGCACCAAUACCCCCAUCGGCCGCGACGGCAAGCUUGCGAAGCCCCGCCAGCUCCACAACACUCACUGGGGCUUGGUGUGCCCGGCCGAGACGCCCGAAGGGCAGGCCUGUGGUCUCGUCAAGAACCUGUCGCUCAUGUGCUACGUCAGCGUGGGCACGCCCGCGGAUCCAAUCGUCGAGUUCAUGAUCGCCCGAGGCAUGGAGGUGCUCGAAGAGUACGAGCCGCUCCAGUACCCCAAUGCUACCAAGGUGUUCGUCAACGGCACCUGGGUCGGCAUUCACCAAGACCCAAAGAACCUCGUCAGCCUGGUCCAGGGGUUGAGGAGAAAGAAUGUCAUCUCGUUUGAGGUCUCCCUUGUCAGGGACAUUCGCGACCGCGAAUUCAAGAUCUUCUCGGAUGCCGGCCGCGUCAUGAGGCCGCUGUUUACUGUAGAGCAAGAUCCAAACAGCGAGAGCGGCGCCGAGGUUGGCGCUUUGAUUCUCAACAAGGAGCACAUCGCCCGGCUCGAGGCGGACAAGGAGCUAGGCAAGUAUCAUCCGGAUUACUGGGGCUGGCCGGGCCUGUUGAAGUCGGGUGCCAUUGAGUACCUUGAUGCCGAGGAGGAGGAGACGGUCAUGAUCUGCAUGACGCCCGAGGACCUCGACAAUUUCCGUGCUCGGAAGAGGGGAGAGGUGAUCGAGGACACAUCGGGCAUAGGCAACAACCGGAUCAAGACCAAGCCGAACCCGACGACGCAUAUGUACACGCAUUGCGAGAUCCACCCCAGCAUGCUGCUCGGCAUCUGCGCCAGCAUCAUCCCGUUCCCCGAUCACAACCAGUCGCCCAGAAACACAUAUCAGUCUGCCAUGGGCAAACAGGCCAUGGGCUUCUUCCUCACAAACUACUCGAAGCGCAUGGACACGAUGGCCAAUAUUCUCUACUACCCGCAGAAGCCGCUGGCGACGACGCGGUCGAUGGAGUUCCUCAAGUUCCGAGAGCUGCCCGCCGGCCAGAAUGCCAUCGUCGCCAUCGCAUGCUACUCCGGUUACAACCAAGAAGACUCUGUGAUUAUGAAUCAGAGCAGCAUCGACCGCGGCCUCUUCCGCAGUCUCUUCUUCCGCUCGUACACUGACUGCGAGAAGCGGGUGGGCAUCAACAUCGUCGAGAAGUUUGAGAAGCCCAACAGGAGCGACACCCUACGGCUCAAACACAGCACGUACGACAAGCUCGACGCCGACGGCAUCGUCGCGCCUGGCGUCCGUGUUUCCGGCGAGGAUAUCAUCAUCGGCAAGACGUGUCCUAUCAACCCCGACAAUGCCGAGCUCGGCCAGCGGUCCGCACAGCACGUCAAGCGCGACGCGUCCACGCCACUGCGCAGCACCGAAAGCGGCAUCGUUGACCAGGUCGUCGUCACGACCAACCAGGACGGCAUGCGGUACGUCAAGGUCAGGGUUCGUACGACCAAGAUUCCGCAGAUCGGCGACAAGUUCGCCUCUCGCCACGGCCAAAAGGGAACCAUCGGUGUCACGUACAGGCAGGAAGACAUGCCGUUCACGUGCGAGGGUAUCACGCCCGACCUCAUCAUCAACCCGCAUGCCAUCCCGUCGCGCAUGACCAUCGCCCACUUGAUCGAGUGCUUGCUGUCCAAGGUCUCCACGCUGAAGGGGAUGGAGGGCGACGCGACGCCUUUCACCGAGGUGACGGUCGACAGCGUGUCGGACCUCCUCCGCGAGCACGGGUACCAGUCCCGCGGCUUCGAGGUGCUGUACCACGGCCACACGGGCCGGAAGCUGCGUGCGCAGGUGUUCUUCGGGCCGACCUACUACCAGCGCCUGCGCCACAUGGUGGACGACAAGAUCCACGCCCGUGCCCGCGGCCCACUGCAGAUUAUGACGCGCCAGCCGGUCGAGGGUCGCGCGCGCGACGGUGGUCUGCGGUUCGGUGAAAUGGAGCGCGAUUGCAUGAUUGCCCACGGUGCGGCGAGCUUCUUGAAGGAGCGCUUGUUCGAGGUGUCGGACGCGUUCAGGGUGCACAUCUGCGAGAUUUGCGGCCUGAUGACGCCGAUCGCAAACCUGACCAAGCAAUCCUUCGAGUGCCGGCCCUGCAAGAACAAGACCAAGAUUGCGCAGGUGCACAUGCCAUACGCCGCCAAGUUGCUCUUCCAGGAGCUCAUGUCCAUGAAUAUUGCCGCGCGCAUGUUCACCAGCAGGUCAGGCAUUUCCGUGCGUUAGCCGACAGGUUGGGCGAGGACGCGGCGGCGAUAUCCAAGGUGGCUGUAUAGAUGAGGAAAGACGAGAUGGAAGGAGAGAAACUCCAAUGCAUUCGAGGGUCGUUUGGCGUUUCUCUGUUACGCGCGUUCUUACACUGCUAACUAGUUUAUUACCCACCGAGCUCAGUGAGGAGCGAGCCGGGGUGCCUUUUUGCCGGGGCGGCUUUCGGUUC
This is a messenger RNA of Thermothelomyces thermophilus ATCC 42464, 4161 nucleotides long. RefSeq lists its product as uncharacterized. The coding region runs from base 120 to 3950 and encodes 1276 amino acids. The transcript has 2 exons. Gene Ontology annotation, cellular component: RNA polymerase II, core complex. Lineage: Eukaryota; Fungi; Ascomycota; Sordariomycetes; Sordariales; Chaetomiaceae. Gene Ontology annotation, biological process: DNA-templated transcription. Gene Ontology annotation, molecular function: DNA binding; DNA-directed RNA polymerase activity; ribonucleoside binding. The record is from RefSeq and is a predicted model, not a curated record.